AUGACACGACGUCUCGAUGACGGCACAACGACAUACGACCCGUUUACAGGCGUCCUCCCCGUCCUCCCGCCCGAUGCACAGCUUCCGGACAAGAACCCGCGCAGCAACGCCGCAACCGCAGCAUCGGCCGCCGGCGUGCGCGCCUUGAGCGCCCAGGCCAUCGCCUUCUACUUCCGCGCUCCCGUCAAGGCCUUCUUCCGCACCCGCGUCGACUACCUCGCCUACGCGCGCAGCGUGCACCAGGCCCAGAUCGAGCUGCUUGCCCAGGCCGCUGCGAAAGAGCCCUCGACCAAGCUGAAAGCGACGCUGAACCAGGCAUGGUUCUACCUGCGGGGCACGACGCCAGGUGUGCUCACUUCUGCGGUGAAGCAGCAUGGCUGGGGCGUGCUCCCGAACCAGGUCUUGCCGCCGCUCAUCGCAAAUGUUGGCGUCGGAGCUGUGCUAUACACCAGCUACCUCACCAUCCUUGGCAGCCUGCAUGAAGAGAGCGGUAGAGCGACGAAGACAGUCUACCCACCACCACACCCGACGCAAACUUUCACCGCGGGACUUCUCGCCGGAAGCCUCCAGAGUUUCAUCGCAGCACCGUUGGACGCCAUCCAGGCACGGUAUGAUCACCGCGACCUCAUGCCAACAGAGGGCGGGAAACCCAGGAGCAUGUGGGCCUUUAGUGCCGAGAAGCUGAGGGAGAUUGGUGUGCGUGGCAUCUUUGCAGGAUGGGGCCUGUCUCUCAUGAAGGACAGUUUCGGUGCUGCUGUGUUCUUCAGCGUUUUCGAAUAUGUCAAGGCUCAAGGAUACUACCGUUUCGUCUCAUGGUACUAUGGCGGACUCGAAGAGCACAUUGUCGACUUCAUGGCCCAAAAACGGCCGGUAAAGAAUGGCAACCCAGAGGAAGAGAACAAGCAGCCUCUUAUUAUCCGACCGCACUACGCCAUAGAGCCUAUCUUCUUGCUCCUGGGAGGACUCAGCGCAUCCUUUGCCCAACAAGUUGUUCUUCAUCCCUUGACUCACGUGCAAGUGGAGCACUGGGAUCGCCUCGAAGAAUUGGACGCCAAGGCAGCGAAACUGAAGGAGACCAAGGGAACCGAUCCAUCACAGCGAAGGGACGGAUGGAGGAUGGCGAGAGCCUACUAUCGGGCUUACAAAGAGACCUGGUCAGAAUGCUGCGCAGAGGCCGCAAAGGAAGGAUUGGGAGUGAGGAAAUGGCUAUGGCGCGGGUUCUGGUGGAACACCAUCCGCCAAGUCCCCAGCACAAGCGCUGGGUUGAUCAUCUUUGAACUGGUACGACGGAAGUACGGUCUCGGCAGCGAAGAAGUUCGCAUUAUGGGAGACGGGUACGAUAUCUUACUAAACUAG
This is a messenger RNA of Colletotrichum phormii, 1356 nucleotides long. Its product is annotated as mitochondrial carrier domain-containing protein. The coding region runs from base 1 to 1356 and encodes 451 amino acids. The record is from RefSeq and is a predicted model, not a curated record. Gene Ontology annotation, biological process: mitochondrial L-ornithine transmembrane transport. The transcript has a single exon. Gene Ontology annotation, cellular component: mitochondrion. Lineage: Eukaryota; Fungi; Ascomycota; Sordariomycetes; Glomerellales; Glomerellaceae. Gene Ontology annotation, molecular function: L-ornithine transmembrane transporter activity.